UUCAAGGAGAAGUGGUGGAAGCGAGAGGAUUGGAUAAAGACAGCAGAGAAGGAGCUCAGUGUAUAUUACGAUCGUUUCGCUGCAGUCACGGUGGCCACUGAGCACGUCAACCAAGGCGAGACCUCUUCUCCUUCUUCCUCACCGACGAUUGAUGACGAAUAUGAUGCUUGGGGCCAUACAACAGAUCGACCACGCCGUGGCAAGAGGAGGAAGGUGGAGACUGAGUGGGAAAUCUGGAUAAAGUAG
Ilyonectria robusta is the source of this 246-nucleotide messenger RNA. RefSeq lists its product as uncharacterized. The record is from RefSeq and is a predicted model, not a curated record. The annotation marks the transcript as partial. Lineage: Eukaryota; Fungi; Ascomycota; Sordariomycetes; Hypocreales; Nectriaceae. The transcript has a single exon.